Molecule: messenger RNA, 1137 nt
Organism: Saccharomycopsis crataegensis
Lineage: Eukaryota; Fungi; Ascomycota; Saccharomycetes; Ascoideales; Saccharomycopsidaceae
Gene: PDB1
Product: pyruvate dehydrogenase (acetyl-transferring) subunit E1 beta
Exons: 1
Coding region: 1-1137 (378 amino acids)
Biological process (GO): pyruvate decarboxylation to acetyl-CoA
Molecular function (GO): pyruvate dehydrogenase (acetyl-transferring) activity
Source: RefSeq, a predicted model, not a curated record
AUGACUAAAUUCUCUCCAAUAGCAAAGACUGCCCAAUUGGCAAGAAAUGCCAUCAACAACAAUGCGCUCAAGACUGCGGGGGCUGCUCAAAGUUUAAGAAUGAAUUUCCCAGCCACUAGACAAAACUCCUCUGCCACUGCUGGUGAUACCGUUACUGUUAGAGAUGCUUUGAACCAAGCUAUGGCCGAAGAAUUAGAAGCUGACAAGGAUGUGUUCUUGAUGGGUGAAGAAGUCGCUGUCUAUAACGGUGCCUACAAGAUCUCCAGAGGUUUGUUGGACAGAUUCGGGGACAAGAGAAUCAUCGAUACCCCAAUUACUGAAAUGGGUUUUACUGGGUUGGCUGUUGGUGCCGCUUUGGCCGGCUUGAAGCCAAUUGUCGAAUUCAUGACUUUCAACUUUGCCAUGCAAUCUAUUGACCAUAUCAUCAACUCUGCCGCAAAGACUUACUACAUGUCUGGUGGUACUCAACCAUGUAACAUUACUUUCAGAGGUCCAAAUGGUGCCGCUGCUGGUGUUGCUGCGCAACAUUCACAAGAUUAUUCUACCUGGUAUGGUGCCAUUCCAGGUAUGAAGGUUGUUUCUCCAUACUCUGCUGAAGAUUACAAGGGUUUGAUGAAGGCCGCUAUCAGAGAUCCAAAUCCUGUUGUGGUUCUUGAAAACGAAUUAUUAUAUGGUGAACACUUCAAGGUUAGCGAAGCUUUCCACUCCACUGAUUUUGUUUUGCCUUUCGGUAAAGCCAAGAUUGAAAGAGAAGGUACUGAUGUUACUAUCGUUGCCCACAGUAGAAAUGUUGGUUUCUCUUUGGAAGCCGCCGAAAUUUUGAAGAAGGACUACGAUGUCUCCGCCGAAGUUGUUAACUUGAGAUCUAUCAAGCCUUUGGACGUUGAUACCAUCAUCAGCUCUUUGAAAAAAACUAACCACAUCAUCACUGUUGAAGCUGGUUUCCCAGCCUUCGGUGUUGGUUCUGAAAUCUGUGCUCAAAUUAUGGAAUCUGAAGGUUUCGACUACUUGGAUGCUCCAGUUGAAAGAGUUACUGGUUGUGAAGUCCCAACUCCAUACGCUAAGGAAUUGGAAGACUUUGCUUUCCCUGAUGCCCCAACUAUUGUCAGAGGUGUUAAGAAAGUCUUGAGUUUGUAA